AUGGAAGACUCCGAACAUAUUAGCGUACUUAUGGAAGGCAGUGAAAUACCACCGGCGGCGACCAUUGGUGAGGCUGACAAGCCUAGCAACGACACAGCAACUCGAAUUGGAUCGACAUUCACAGCUGGUAGUGCACCGUAUUGUCACGCAUCAACGCCCACUACUCACCCUUCCACAUUUACAGUACCGGGCGUGAACAACGCAUCCAUGAUAACAUCAGUUCAUGGAACUCAACCGCACUACAUGGUAUAUAGCACCAGUGCACCGCUGUUUCAAACCGCGGCGGUCAAUGCAUUUACAAGCACGUGUGGGCCCGGCAUUGCUAAUGGUGCCAUACCUAACCUCACUUCGGCUGUCAUGCCUUGUAGCGCGCUAACCUAUCCAACGUUCGGCAAUACAUUUCGGCCAUUUUGUUCACAGACGAAUAUGCAUAGCCGCGUGGCACCACCACCGAAUACUUCUGUUUUCAUGCAGCCGAACAUUAUGUCAUCGUGUAACCAAACGCGUGACCCCUCUUAUAAUGUUUUCAGCCAAUAUAGCACAUCCGACGUCAAUUUAACACCAACGCAGAUUUCCAGCAGACAAGUGAUAACCAAGGAUUUACCGACCUUUUCCGGCAGGCCUGAGGACUGGCCCCUAUUCAUCACGAAUUACGAGCAGUCUACCGAGCGAUGUGGCUUCACUGAUCAAGAAAAUCUGAUCAGACUACAAAAGUGUUUAAAGGGACCAGCUCUCGAAGCGGUGCGUGGUAGGUUAAUGAUGCCAGCAACAGUAGGUCUGGCAAUCAACACAUUGAGAAUGCUUUAUGGUAGGCCUGACAUUAUUCAUCAAACAAUGCAGAUGAAAUUGAGACAAGAGCCAGCAGUUAGGGCCGAUAAAUGGGAAACGCUCAUAGCAUUUUCACUUGCAGUGCAAAACUAUCGCGCUACAAUCCAGGCGGUAGGCCUGGCCGAUUAUUUAAACGAUCCUGUGUUGCUUAAUGACUUGAUAGCCAAAUUGCCAAGCGAUCUAAGGCUCAAUUGGGGCGGCUAUCGUAUGUCGCUCAGUCGCGUCGACAUUGCUGUGUUUGACGAUUGGCUUUUUGGACUUGCUGCAUGCGCGAGUCAAGUAACAAGAUGUGAGCCAUCCACAACCACAGCUGCCUUUGAAAAUAUUGAAGUGAAGAAAGGCCGCAAUUCCCACAAGGCAAGAAUUUUAGUUCAUGAAGUUAUCGGAAAAAAUGCAGAGGUAAACGCGAAGGUGACUAUAUGCCCAAAGUGUGGUGCCAAUCAUAAGCUGUCAGACUGUGCAGAAUUUACUGCGCUCUCGCGAAGUGAUCGAUGGCUGUUUGUACGAGAGAAAAAACUUUGCUUACGCUGUUUCAAUUCUCACUAUGUUCGCCGAUGCAAUCUGAAGAAUAGGUGUGGGGUUGACGGCUGCCAGAUGGCACACAACGCUCUUCUGCAUACACCUGUUCCCGUUAAGAGCAACGUCGGUCAUGAGCAAACAGCGCUAUACCACGAACGUCAUUCAGGCUCACCAAAGGUGAAGCAGAACUCGCUAUUCAGGUACGUCGCCGUUACUGUUCGUAGCGCAUCCAAAUCUGUUGACACAUAUGCACUCAUCGACGAAGGCGCGUCUUGUACUUUAAUUGAGAACGAGCUUGCAGAUUACCUUGAAUUGGACGGGCCGUCCGAGGCGUUGUGUCUGCGAUGGACCAACGAAAUUACUCAAAGCGAAAAUAACUCCAAGUUUGUAAGUUUUGAGAUCGCAUCGACACAGUUGGGCUCUCCAAACUACUUGUUAAGAGGCGUACGCACUAUUGCUCGUUUAGGCCUGCCUGUUCAAACAUUGGACCGCGAUACCAUGGAGAAGCAUGCCCAUCUCAGAGGUCUACCUAUACUGCCAUAUAACGGUGCAAGGGCUCGAAUUCUUAUCGGAGUCGACAACGCGAAAGUCUGUGUGCCAAUUGAAGUUAAGGAGAGUAGCACCUCCAACCUGAUUGCUGCUAGAUGCCGGCUGGGAUGGACCGUUUACGGUCGAGACACAUCUGAACACGCAGUGAUGCCCCGCGUGCUCCACAUCUGCAGCUGCGAUCCUACGAGCAAGGACCGAAUGGACGAACAGAUGAAGGCGUAUUUUGCUAUCGACGCUAUCGGUGUCUAUGCGCCAGCUAAACCGCUUCGGUCAAAGGAUGAUGAACGUGCUUUACAAUUGAUGGAAAAAUUCACCAAGUUUUUGCCAACAGAGAAGAGAUGGGAAACAAGAUUGCUAUGGAAACAAGACGUCGUCGAUUUACCCGAUUCACUUCCUAUGGCGCGCCGUCGACUAAUGUGCUUGGAAGCCAAGAUGAAGCGGGAUCCUGAACUCCACCGUUUUAUCGUCGACAAAAUUGACAAUUACAAGAAAAAGGGUUACAUACGCAAAUUGGAGUCACUUGAAACAUCGAUAGGGGGCAGAUCGUGGUACCUUCCCAUAUUCACGGUGCUCAACGUUAACAAAAACAAAACUAGAUUGGUAUGGGACGCUGCAGCCAAAGCUGGAAAUACUGCACUUAACAACAUGCUGUUAAAAGGACCUGAUCAGCUAAACUCGAUGAUGGGUAUUCUUCUUCGAUUCCGCGAAAGGCCCUUUGCAAUAUGCGGAGAUUUACGCGAGAUGUUUCACCAAAUUAAGGUAACCAAAGAGGACCAAGUGGCGCAGAAGUUUUUAUGGCGCGACGGUGAGUCUAAUCGGCAGCCAGAUGUAUAUGUCAUGUGUGUGUUGACUUUCGGCGCUUCGUGUUGUCCUUCGCUAGCGAACUACGUAAAAAACCAAAAUGCACAACGUUUUUCCGAAAAUUAUCCCGAAGCUGUACAAGCCAUUAUAAAUAACACUUUCGUCGAUGAUUGGCUUCAGAGUGCAGACAAUGAGGAAGAGUUAUCGCGUUUGGCUACUGUUGUUCGCUGGAUCCAUAACGAAGGAGGUUUCGAGAUGCGAAACUGGGUAUCCAAUUCCAAGAAAACUUUGACUGCACUCUCUGCUAACAGCACGCUACUAUCCAGAUGUUUUGAGGAGCCUGAAGCUAUUAUCGAAAAGGUGCUUGGAAUGUGGUGGUUACCAGCGUCGGAUGAGCUUACCUUUGUGGAAAAGUUUCCUAAAGAAGUUUUUGAUGAGCACACAUUUCCAUCGAAGCGACAAGUUUUGCGUACAAUCAUGAAAAUAUUCGAUCCCCUUGGACUGCUCGGGUAUGUCAUCAUACAAGCAAAAAUCAUCCUACAGGACAUUUGGCGUUCAGGCGUUAAUUGGGACGAGCCUAUCAGAGAGGAUGAUCGCAGUAACUGGUGGAACUGGUUGAAAAGAAUUUCUUCGAUAAACAACGUCAAAAUUCCUCGGUGCUACUUACUUUCCAGCUGUAGCCAGAGUAACCAGUUGCACAUUUUCGUGGAUGCAAGUAUCAACGCUUAUGCUGCUGUGGCGUAUUUGCGUGCUAAAGUUGGUAACGCGGUGAACUGUUCAUUGCUGGCUUCGAAGACAAGGGUCACACCAUUGAAGCCCAUUUCAAUACCGAGGUUGGAGUUAAUGGCAGCAGUUCUGGGUCUGCGGUUGGCAAUUUUUAUAGGCAAGCAACUUUCUGUUCAGGUAAGCCGUAGAAUUUUUUGGACAGAUUCGAAAAACGUGAUAUGCUGGGUGCGUUCAGAUGCAAGAAAGUUCCAUCAAUUUGUUGCGUUGCGUGUCGGCGAAAUUCUUGAGGGUUCCAGCGCUAAAGAGUGGAGGUGGUUGCCAUCUUCUGAAAACAUCGCUGAUGAGGGCACAAAAUGGUCCGACGUUCGCAAUUUUGACGACAAUGCACGCUGGUUUCGAGGGCCAAAGUUCUUAGCCCAGCCCGAAUCUAGUUGGCCUGAAGGGGAGCUAGAAGGCGCUACAUCAGAGCUGCAUCACAUAAGUACAAGUACACCAUUGUCGCCUACCCUGUCAGUAAUCUCUCCAGACGUACGAAGGUUUAGCACAUGGGAGAGACUGCUUUCCACACAACAAAUUGUUUUGCGUUUCCUGCGCCGGAUCUUGAAGUUUACGCCACGUUCGCUACUAAAACUUUUCGACUUGCGCGAUAUUGAUGCAGCAGAGCAAAUUCUUAUUUCCGUAAGCCAGGAAAAUGCGUUUAGCGAAGAAGUCAAAAGCCUGCAAAACGGUCAAAAUAUUCAACGGCAGUCUGCUAUAUAUAAAUGGUCGCCGUAUCUGGACGAGGUUGGGAUUCUUCGCGUGAAAGGUCGAAUCGACUUCUUAGAAGGAGUAGCAGUCGAUGUGAAGCGACCUGUAAUACUGCCGAAAAAUCAUACAGUAACGCGUUUGAUAAUUGAUUUUUACCAUAGAAAAUUUCACCACCAUCAUAAUGAGAUUAUUGUCAAUGAGAUGCGCCAGCGAUACUGCGUCGGUGCUUUGCGAUCGAUGGUAAAAGAGUGCGCCAAAAGAUGCCAAAUGUGUCGCAAUCGUAAAGCUAAGCCGCAACCACCUCAAAUGGGAAGUCUACCUGUAGAACGACUGUCACCAUUUACAAGGCCAUUCACGUUUACAGGAGUGGACUAUUUUGGCCCUAUCGACGUAGCUGUUGGCCGGCGGCGUGAAAAACGUUGGGGCGUGUUAUUUACGUGCCUGACGAGUCGUGCCGUUCACAUCGAGAUCGCGGCGUCGUUGUCGACGGAGACAUUCCUGCUAAUGUUGAAAUUGUUCGUGUGCCGCAGAGGAGUCCCGAAGCGCAUUGUGUCAGACAACGGCACAAAUUUUCGUGGUGCCAGCCGAGCACUUAUCAGCGAGAUAGAAAGGGUGUCAUCCGAUGACCUAGAGAGAAGACAUCCCCAAAUCGAGUGGUCCUUCAUUCCGCCCUCGGCUCCUCACAUGGGUGGGGCAUGGGAGCGAAUGAUACAGUCAACAAAAUCAAUUUUAAUGGAUAUUACGCACGAAGCAAUACUACGUGAAGAAGUUCUAAGGGCCACUUUAGCGGACAUUGAAAAUAUUCUUAAUUCAAGACCUCUGACAUAUGUGCCCUUGGAGACUGCAGACGACGACGCGCUUACGCCCAAUCACUUUUUGUUAGGAAACUCAAGCGGAAUUCGCGAAUCAGGUUGUGAUGACGACAGUGGGCCAGCUCUCCGUCGAUGCUUUCGAAUUUCAAACCAGCUAGCUAACCAAUUCUGGAAGCGUUGGAUCCAAGAAUACCUUCCGUGCCUUACUAGACGUUCUAAGUGGUUCCACCCGCCGAUUCGACCUAUCGAAAUAAACGACGUCGUGGUCAUCGUUGACAACAAUGCGAAAAGGAACUCAUGGCCGAAAGGAAUAGUUAUAGAUCUCCACCGUGGAAAGGACGGAGAGGCUCGUAGCGCUGUGGUGAAACUAGCAAACGGUCUGUGCACCCGACCCGUAAUUAAAUUAGCAAAACUCGAUGUUACUAAUCACAAUUGAAUUGGUAAAUUUCAUACUAGAAUUCGUAGGAAAUUUACGAAGGGGGGUAUGUUGCGAUUAUCGAUUCAUUUAAUAAUCUUUCACAUUCACGCUUGUUACGAAAUUCAUUCAUUUAAAAAUUUUACAUUCACGCUUGUUGCGAAAAGUGCGAUGGCAACCCAUCGCACUCAUCUGUUUGCCAUUUUCUCAUUCCCUCAUACAAAUGUCAAACUCAUUCUUUUUGAUUUCUACAUUGUUCGAGCACAGGCGCCGCAAGCGAACAAAAUAUUUCAGCCUACAACUACAAGGACUUGAAUAUUGUUUAAUUUGCGGGCCGCCAAGUGCCGGGACAACACUAACAGAACACGCAUUUUUAUAAUAAAACUAGCGGACCCUCUGCCUGCUUCGCUAGGCAUUUCAAAAUUCGAAAUGAAUAAUGAACACUCGAUUUAAAUUCACUCUAUGUGUAUUUAUUCUUUUUUUACAAUAUAAAAUUAAUGUCAAUUGUAAACUCAAACUAACACAAAGCCUUUGCGUAAACUACAUUUUUUG
Anastrepha ludens (Mexican fruit fly) is the source of this 5949-nucleotide messenger RNA. RefSeq lists its product as uncharacterized. The coding region runs from base 1 to 5418 and encodes 1805 amino acids. NCBI's taxonomy places the organism in Eukaryota, Metazoa, Arthropoda, Insecta, Diptera, Tephritidae. Gene Ontology annotation, biological process: DNA integration. The record is from RefSeq and is a predicted model, not a curated record. Gene Ontology annotation, molecular function: nucleic acid binding. The transcript has 2 exons.